This is a messenger RNA of Chenopodium quinoa (quinoa), 2158 nucleotides long. Its product is annotated as 12S seed storage globulin 2-like. Gene Ontology annotation, molecular function: nutrient reservoir activity. The transcript is spliced from 3 exons. The record is from RefSeq and is a predicted model, not a curated record. Lineage: Eukaryota; Viridiplantae; Streptophyta; Magnoliopsida; Caryophyllales; Amaranthaceae. Bases 860 to 1930 code for a protein of 356 amino acids.
AUUAUAUUUACUUAACUAGAAUAUUAUGCCUUGAAUCGAACAACUGUCAUGGGGUCUUGUUGCACAUUAAGUGAAUCGGGGUCCAAGAGCAACGUGCCCUGGUUUUGACUUAUAUUUUUUUGUUAUGUCCGAUACAAUUUUAUUUUUUGGGCCUAUUUUAUGCUUUAUGUUUUAGAAUUACUUAUAUAUUUUCUUAGGGUCUAAAUUAUCACCCCCUUUCCUCCAUUUUUUUUGUUGGUUUUGGCCUGCCCAUUGACCUGAUCCACUUAAGCAGUUAAGCCCAAUAAAAGGUGACCCUCUUUUGACCUUCCUCUGUUAACAACUCGACCCAUCCAAUAACCAGCUGUUCACGAACACUAACAUUAACAAGUAGAACAUUAAUUAUUUUUGCCUAACUCACUUACAUAACAAGCUCAAGACUUCAAAUUUUCAAAUAUGAAUCUCGCAUUUUUUUUUCUUUUUUUCAAUCAAGGCUCGUAUCCAUUUCAAUCUAAAUUGUCAUCCCUACCCUAACGUUUAAAUUCAUUUUCGCUCUCUUUUCAUCAAAAAGAAAACUAAGCAUUUUCGCUCCGUAAUCCAUUCACAAAUCACAAGAUUAGUGUGUUACAUUCAUUACGCAUACUCCCACAUUCUGUUACAAACAUAAAUUUUCAUGGUCAUAAGACUAAUAACAAUAACUACCUAUAAAUAAAAUCCAUCCCCCCAAAAUCAGCUAUACCAUACCAUUUCAUUCAAUUGUACUAUCACUUCACCUUCUUCCAUCAAACAUUAUAAUCUUCUUCAUUGCAUCUCAAAUUCAGAAUCCAAAAAAUAUUAGAAUAAAAAAAAAACAAAAAAAAAAAAAAAAAAUUUGGAGAAAAUGGAGAUUGAUCUUACACCCCAAUUAGCAGCAAAAGUUCAUGGUGGAACAGGAGGUACAUACUAUGCAUGGUGUGACUCAGAACUUCCUAUGUUACGCGAGGGUAACAUUGGCGCUUCGAAACUUGCUCUUCAGAAAUUUGGGUUUUCUCUUCCUGCUUAUUCUGAUUCUUCCAGAGUUGCCUAUGUUCUUCAGGGCAGCGGAAUAUGUGGGAUUGUCCUUCCAGAAAAGGAAGAGAAAGUGAUUCCAAUCAAGAAAGGAGAUGCAAUAGCCCUCCCCUUUGGCGUAGUCUCCUGGUUGUACAACAAAGAAGAUACAGAACUAGUGAUCCUGUUUCUUGGUGACACCUCGAAAGCCCACAAAGCAGGCCGAUUCACAGACUUUUUCUUGACAGGCUCGAAUGGCAUUUUCACUGGAUUUAGUACGGAGUUUGUAGGCCGAGCAUGGGACUUGGAUGAAAAAACAGUGAACUCCCUUGUAGGAAAUCAACCCGGGAGUGGGAUCGUGCAGCUUGAUGGAUCAGCCAAAAUGCCUGAACCCAAGAAUGAGAACAGGAGGGGCAUGGUGUUGAACUGUGAGGAAGCUCCUUUGGAUGUGGAUAUUAAAAAUGGUGGGAGAGUGGUGGUUUUGAACACCAAGAAUUUGCCCUUGGUUGGAGAGGUUGGACUUGGGGCUGAUCUCGUGAGGUUGGAUGGUAGUGCAAUGUGCUCCCCUGGCUUUUCCUGUGACUCUGCCCUACAGGUCACCUACAUUGUUCGGGGAAGUGGCCGAGUUCAAGUUGCGGGGAUUGAUGGAAGAAGGGUGCUGGAAACUACCGUGAAGGCAGGGCAGUUGUUUAUUGUUCCAAGGUUCUUUGUGGUCUCCAAGAUUGCUGAUCCUUCGGGGAUGGAGUGGUUCUCUAUCAUUACUACACCAAACCCAAUAUUCACGCACUUAGCCGGAAAGACCUCAGCAUGGAAGGCACUAUCCGCUGAAGUACUGCAGGCAGCCUUCAAUGUGAGCCCAGAGAUUGAGAAUCAGUUCAGAUCAAAGAGGACUUCGGAUGCCAUCUUUUUCCCCCCGCCUAACUGAGCAGAUCAAAUCACCGCCGAUAUCUUCAUUACUUCAAUUUCGAGUUAGUAUGACCUCAGAUCUGUCUCGUAUAGCAUCAUCUUACUGUACUAACUAAUGUUUCAAUUUUGUCUUAGCCUUUGUUCGUGGUAUUAGCGUAAUGAAUUCUUCUUUUGAAAUUUGUAAUAGAGGGUGGCUUUUGUUGCCAUCAUAAGAGGCUAGUAGCUAGUACUAAACACUAGCUUUCAA